This is a messenger RNA of Dibothriocephalus latus, 891 nucleotides long. Lineage: Eukaryota; Metazoa; Platyhelminthes; Cestoda; Diphyllobothriidea; Diphyllobothriidae. The record is from the annotation of a GenBank genome assembly.
AUGCCCGUACCUACAGACGUGCUCGCCCAGUUCUUCUGUUUCUAUUUGGAUACAGUAGUGGCUCCUCUAGUUCAGGCGUUAGAGGACAAGAUUAAGGAAUUACAGGCUCAAGCUCUAGCUGUAACCGAUAGGGAAUCUAGGGUAGCUAAUCGGGGUGAUACACCGAGUGAUGUUUCGUCCCAGCUAUUCCCCUCCGUCUACCCCUUCCCGGACGCUGGCUAUCCCUCCCCACCACCUCCCACGACUCCCAGUUCAACCAGCUGCACAACCGCAGCCAACCGCCGGAGCGUAGCUCCGGGAGGGACUCUGGCCAUUCAACAUACUGUACGGCAUACGGAGUCACUCCCGUCUACGACUCUAGGCCGGCGAUUUGGCCUCCCGAUGCCACGGCAGGCCGCGACGACAGCUCGGGCCCAACAAUGCAUACUUGGCACAUACACGAUUGUUCCAUUUGUCGAUUUGGAUUCCACGGAGGCGGACCUGGCAAUGCUGCCCAGUCUCAGUUGUGAGAGUCUGGCUCUCUCGGAGCCCAAAGAAACCUGGGCACCGCCUCCGUGGCAUCAUAGGCCUGCGGUCCUCACCGAGUUUAACAGCGAUGCGGAGGAAGAGGGUUUCGACUCGAUGAGUGACCUAGGCCUGAUCCCCAGCUUCCGACAGGCCCAAAUCGCCUACACCACGCAAGAAAAAAUUGUGCAUAUGGCCAAGAAGACGGAACAAUGUUGGAGCUGGGGCCAGUGUGAGGCCCUCCCAAGCCUCUACGCACAAAAGGCCCGGGCUGUCUUGAGGCCAGAAGCUGCCGUGGCACAACCUCAGAAUGACUGUGUUCAGGUUGCCCAGCAACCGAUCGGGAGGCAUCGCCGGGUAGGUCAUGUUGAAAUUCCAGGCACUUGA